AUGGAAUCAGUCUGGAAGGACAAAUGGGUGAAAGAUUAUGCUAUAAUUGAAAGACAUGAAGAUGAUAUCUACAUUCUACAAAAUACUAAUUUAAAGGUUAGUGAUCUGAUACAAAAUGGUGAAUGGAACAUACCAGCAGCUAUGGUUAAUUUCUUUGAUACUAAUGAACAGCCAGUUUUAAGACAUGGGAAAGAUAAAAGAAUAUGGACUCAGGAUAUAACAAGUUCAUUUACUGUGGCUAAUGCAGCUCAAAUGAUAAGGAAGAAACACUCAAAAGUCACUUGGGAAAAACAGGUAUGGCAGCCAUGUAUCCACCCUUACACUUCUUGUAAUGUAUGGAAAAUUCUAAGAGGGGAUUGUGCUACUGAAGAAACUGUCAGAAAAAAAGGUUUUCAUACUGUUUCAAAAUGUUACCUAUGUGGCAACAAUCAAGACACAAUGGAGCAUCUUCUGUGGUCAUGUGAUUUCAGUGAAAGAAUAUGGCAUUGGAUGAGUGAAAUCUUCAAAUGUUCAAAACCGGUGGACUUUGAGGAGAUUAUGAAGGGUGCUAAAGGACAUAGUCCAGCUAUUAAGGAAGUACGGUAUAUUUGUUCAUUCAACAUAAUGGUAGAACUGUGGUUUUUGAGGAAUGCAGUUAUUUAUGACGCAUUUGUACCUAAUAAUGAGUACUUCCAACAAAAAAUUAUGAGAAUUACAAAGGAAAGCAGUAUUAGAAUGAUAGGUAAAAUGUGGGGGAGAGUAGAUGAUCUGCAGAUACUUCAUUUUUUUGGAAUUUCAGGUAUAAAAGCUACAUGUGCAACAGUGAAACAAGUUUUCUUCAAAUUGCCUGAAGUCCAUCAAGUUUUGAUUUGCUGUGAUGGUGCAUUAAAAAGCAACCCAGGGUUGGCAGGUUUUGGGUUUGUAGCUAGAGUUAACUCAGGAGAAUGUGUUGGAGCAGCAUCAGGAGGGAUUGGUCUAGCUACUAAUUACCUAGCUGAAGUGAUGGCUUUAAUAGUGGCAGGUGAGUGGGCUAUCAGCAAAUUCUUUCAACAAGUUUAUUUUAUUUUGGAUUCAAAAGCAGUCAUAGUGGCUUUUUCAAACAAUAAGGUGCCAUGGAUAGUCCAGAGUAGAUGGGAGAGGAUAAGAAGAUUAAUACCUUACAUCACUUUUAAACACUCCUAUAGGGAGACUAAUUUUUCAGCUGAUAAUAUGGCUAAGAAAGGAGUGUUGCUAAGCAGGGAGUUGUCAUAUAUUAUGAAGAAAAACCAAGCUUCUUAA
Papaver somniferum (opium poppy) is the source of this 1257-nucleotide messenger RNA. RefSeq lists its product as uncharacterized. The record is from RefSeq and is a predicted model, not a curated record. NCBI's taxonomy places the organism in Eukaryota, Viridiplantae, Streptophyta, Magnoliopsida, Ranunculales, Papaveraceae. The transcript has a single exon. The coding region runs from base 1 to 1257 and encodes 418 amino acids. Gene Ontology annotation, molecular function: nucleic acid binding; RNA-DNA hybrid ribonuclease activity.